Messenger RNA from Thamnophis elegans (Western terrestrial garter snake), 2907 nucleotides. It is a transcript of the gene KCNQ3, whose product is annotated as potassium voltage-gated channel subfamily Q member 3. Gene Ontology annotation, cellular component: membrane. The record is from RefSeq and is a predicted model, not a curated record. The annotation marks the transcript as partial. Gene Ontology annotation, molecular function: voltage-gated potassium channel activity. The transcript has 14 exons. Gene Ontology annotation, biological process: potassium ion transport; transmembrane transport. Lineage: Eukaryota; Metazoa; Chordata; Lepidosauria; Squamata; Natricidae.
AGAUUUCUGAUUGUGCUGGGAUGCCUGAUUUUAGCAGUGCUGACCACUUUCGGAGAAUACGAAAAAGCGUCUGGAUAUUGGCUGUUGCUUUUGGAAACUUUUGCCAUUUUCAUCUUUGGAGCAGAAUUCGCCUUAAGGAUCUGGGCAGCCGGCUGCUGUUGUCGCUACAAGGGAUGGCGUGGGAGGCUGAAAUUUGCCAGGAAGCCUCUCUGUAUGUUGGACAUCUUCGUACUGAUCGCCUCCGUCCCCGUAGUAGCUGUUGGAAACCAAGGCAACGUCCUAGCUACAUCUCUGAGAAGCCUCCGUUUCCUCCAGAUCCUAAGGAUGCUGCGUAUGGACCGCAGAGGGGGCACCUGGAAGCUUCUGGGAUCAGCUAUUUGUGCACACAGCAAGGAGCUCAUCACUGCCUGGUACAUUGGAUUCUUAACCCUUAUUCUCUCCUCGUUCCUGGUUUACCUGGUGGAGAAGGACGUGCUUGAAAGAGACGAGGAUGGGAAAGAGACCAAGGAGUUUGGGACCUAUGCUGACGCCCUCUGGUGGGGACUGAUUACACUGGCAACAAUUGGCUAUGGGGACAAGACACCCAAAACGUGGGAAGGCCGCUUGAUCGCAGCAGCUUUUUCGUUAAUCGGAGUUUCGUUUUUUGCUCUUCCGGCUGGCAUUUUGGGUUCAGGACUGGCCCUAAAAGUCCAGGAACAACAUCGCCAAAAGCACUUUGAAAAAAGAAGGAAACCGGCAGCUGAGCUCAUACAGGCUGCGUGGAGGUACUACGCUACUAAUCCUAAUAGGAUAGAUCUCGUUGCCACCUGGAGAUUUUACGAGACUGUGGUAUCAUUCCCAUAUUUCAGGAAAGAGCAAGUGGAUGGAACCAGCCAGAAGCUGGGUCUCUUGGAUCGGGUUCGUGGUAGCAAUCCUAAAGGGAAGCUGUUUACUCCUCUGAAUGUAGAAGCAAUUGAAGAAAGUCCUUCCAAAGAGUCCAAGAACGUUGUGCUGAUUAACCGAGAUCGAUUGCGAACAGCCUUCCGAAUGAAAGCUUAUGCAUUCUGGCAAAGCUCAGAAGAUGCUGGGACAGGGGACCCCCUGGCAGAAGACAGGGGAUACAGCAAUGAGCUUCUCAUGGAAGACCUCAUCCCUACACUGAAGAUUAUCAUCCGAGCUGUUAGGAUUCUACAGUUCCGCCUCUAUAAGAAGAGAUUUAAGGAGACUUUGAGGCCUUACGACGUAAAGGAUGUGAUAGAACAAUAUUCAGCUGGACAUCUGGACAUGCUUUCCAGAAUCAAAUACCUUCAAGCAAGAAUAGAUAUGGUUUUUGCACCUGGGCCUCCAUCUACUCCCAGACACAGGAGAUCACAGAAAGGGGGCACCUUCUCCUACCCUUCGCAGCAGUCUCCAAGGAACGAGCCAUUCAUAAGUAAAGCAUCUGCAGAUGAUGCGGAAGACCAAAGCAUGAUGGGCAAAUUUGUCAGAGUUGAAAGACAGGUCUACGACAUGGGGAAGAAGCUGGAUUUUUUAGUAGACAUGCACAAGCAGCAUCUGGGCCAGCUGCAGGUCCAAGUCACCGACGCGUGUCCUUUGAAAGAAGCCACCUCCUUGGCUGAGGACAACCGCUUUUCUGAAUUGAAAUCCAUCAUUUACAAGUACUCCAAGCCUUCCAUCCAUGAGCUGUCUCCAACCUUCCACCACGUCCCUGUGAACAAAGUCCCUCCUUUCGGGUACUCGAGCCAGGACUGUGGUCACAACCCCCUUUCACUGCCCUUCAGUGACCAGAACUCAGGCCGAUGGCAAGCCAUGCCCUUCUCCACAGCCUACUCAGAAAGGCCCACCGUCCUGCCAAUAGUGACUUUCAUGGACCCUCAGGUUUCCUUCCAGUCGCCGCCGAGGGAGCUCUGGAGCCCCCAUUCGGACAGAUUCUCCUCAAGGCAGAGGCAGAGAGACAGCGACACCCCCUUGUCUUUGCUCUCGGUCAACCACGAGGAACUCGAACGCUCCCCGAGCGGGUUCAGCAUCUCUCAAGACCGAGAUGAUUUCCUGUUCGGCCCAAAUGGCGGAACCAGUUGGAUGAAGGAGAAACGUUAUUUGGCUGAGGGGGAAACGGACACCGACACCGACCCUUUCACUCCCAGUGGCUCUAUGCCUCUGUCCUCCACGGGGGACGGGAUUUCCGACUCAAUAUGGACUGCUUCAAGCAAGCCAAUUUAAUCUUCUCUACAGGGGUUGGUGGUUGGGGUGGGGCGUGGGAGGGUGGAGAUCUGGGCUGGCUUUUUCUUGUCCUGUAAACUUAAAACUUUGUAUAUCUGACGAGACGUGCCCGAAGCUUCCUCCCCUCAAAAAAAAAAAGCAAAAAAAGAAGAAGCAAGCCACCACACCCAUCCCUUCGCCACCAGAAUGGCCAUUCUGCAUGCUGGUGUUCGUGCACAUCUUUCUCCACCAUCUCACACAGUUGGGCGAUGCAGUUCUCCUCGUUCCUGCCCAAACGAAGCGGCUUGAGUUUUCUUGCGCAGGGUGGCGGUGUGGUUUUUUAUUUUAUUUUAUUUUGCAUGACUUUAUGCACUAAAGGGUACAGGGGAUUCCCUCCAUGAUUAAAACCAUGAAGGAGAAGGAAAAAAUCAUCACACUCUAUCGCUCAGUACGUCAAGGAGUCAGGUGGAUGUCAGAGCUAAAAAACGUGGGGAGAUACAGGCUGCAUCGUUGCGAGCAAAAAAAACCCCCUUCAUUUCUAGAACGGCUCCCUUGGUGAGGUGUGCAUGCAUUUGCAUCAUUCCUCUUUGCAAUUUUAGCUUGUUUCCCUCUUGGCUGUCCAUUUUGUUCUCUCCCAUGUCGCCAUAGUAGGCUGAUUUAAUUCCGUUUGUUUGAACUCUCUGCUCCUGCACCUAUGUAAGAAACCCGAGAAUAUAACACAUUCCAGUA